AUGUGUGGAUCCAGCCAUCUCUUAUUGCUCGUCUUUGUCGCAGGAGUUGCUGCUCAGCCCAAUGUGUGUGGCCAGGCCCCUCUGAACACCAGGACUCGGAUCGUUGGGGGGGAGGAUGCAGCCGCGGGCUCCUGGCCCUGGCAGGCCUCGCUCACUCGCUCCGGGGGACACUUCUGUGGAGGCUCCCUCAUCAACAACCGCUGGAUCCUGACCGCUGCCCACUGCUUCAGCCCCCCCAGCACCUCCAGUUUGGUCGUGUACCUCGGGCGGGACACGCAGAAGCAGUCCAACGCUAACGAGGUGUCCCGCAGGGUCUCAGAGAUCAUCAACCACCCGAGCUACAACCCAGACACCAACGAUAACGACAUUAGCCUGCUGCGCCUCUCCGACACCGUGAACUUCACAAACUUCAUCCAGCCGGUCUGUCUAUCUGCCGCCGGUAACAAGCCGAGCGAUGGCACCAGCACCUACGUGACCGGCUGGGGGACUAUCAACUCUGAUGUCCCGUUGCCGUUCCCUCAGCGCCUGCAGGAGGUCAGCGUCCCCAUCGUGUCUCAGACCUCGUGUGACUCCCGCUACAGCAGCAGCAACAUCGACAUCACUGAUAACAUGCUGUGUGCGGGACAGGAGGGCAAGGACUCCUGCCAGGGCGACUCUGGCGGGCCCCUGGUUCUGAAGAUCAACGGGUCGUGGGUGCAGAUGGGCGUGGUCAGCUUCGGGAAGGGCUGUGCGUUGAAACUGUUCCCUGGGGUUUAUGCCCGAGUCUCCAGGUACCAGACCUGGAUCUCGGGUCACGUGUCCAACACUGCUGGAUUCAUUAAUCCAGACGGCAGCUUCUCCAGCGGAGCGCCCAGUCUGUCCUUGGCCCUGACCCUGGCCCAGAUCCUGCCCGUGCUGCUGGGGCCCCUGCUCUGCCUGCUGCUGUCUCACUAA
Messenger RNA from Knipowitschia caucasica, 933 nucleotides. Lineage: Eukaryota; Metazoa; Chordata; Actinopteri; Gobiiformes; Gobiidae. The record is from the annotation of a GenBank genome assembly.